CAUUUUGCAAGAAUGUCAGCCAAAUCAUCAUCUCGAGUUUUUAGCUAAUUUUUAUGUUAUUUUCUAUUCAAUUACAGUGAUUUUGGUUUUGGUACAUUGUUUUGUGGUUAAAUAGUCAAAAUGGACCGAUUUAUAAGUAUGUGGAAGGUUCGGGAGUUGGCGGAUAAAGUCACAAACGUAGUAAUGAACUACACGGAGAUCGAGGGCAAGGUCCGGGAGGCGACCUCGGACGAGGCGUGGGGCCCGACGGGGCAGCAGAUGCAGGAGCUGGCGCUGGCCACGUUCACGUACGAGCACUUCCCCGAGGUGAUGUCCAUGCUGUGGAGGCGGAUGCUCCACGACAACCGCAGCCACUGGCGGAGGACCUACAAGUGCCUUCUCCUGCUUAGCUACCUAGUCCGCAACGGCUCGGAGCGCGUAGUAACAUCGGCCAGGGAACACAUCUACGAUCUGCGCUCCCUCGAGAACUACACUAACGUCGACGAUUUGGGGAAGGAUCAGGGUAUAAAUGUAAGGCACAAAGUGCGCGAGUUGAUAGAGUUCAUACAGGACGACGAGAAACUGCGCGAAGAGAGGAAAAAAGCAAAGAAAAACAAGGACAAGUAUAUCGGCAUGUCGUCAGAAGCAGCGGUGAUGGGUAUGGGUGGCACCCGCAGCGGCUCGGCCGGCUGGGGCGAGUACAGCGACCGCUCCUCCAACUGGGAUGAGCCAAAAGAAAGAAAUGACGAUGACGAAUACACUCGCGAGGAUUCAGACGACGAUUACGGACACAGGAAACCUAGCAAAGAGAACGUGUACCGCGACUCGGAGCAGAUCUCGUCGUCCCCCCCGCGCCGCAGCGGCCGGCCCUCCCCCGACGGGCCCGCGCCCGCCGGCCGCGCCGACGGGGCCAACAAGCCGCUCAGCAUCAGCCUCAAGAGUCCCGCCAAACAGAAACCCAGCACGCCUAACAAGAAGAUUGACCUUGGCGCGGCGGCUUCCUACGGCAAGUCGUCCACGACCCCCGCGCCCCCCUCAGCAGGCCACAAGUCCCAGGAGCUGCUGGACGACCUGUUCAAGACCUGCCCCGUGCCGUCCCCGGGGCAGCCCAGCUCGCUUGUGCCCGAGGACGACUUCGAUCCCAGAGCGGAAGAAAUAAAGCCCCCGUCAAGAAAGGACUCUGAGGACUUCGGUGACUUCGCCAACGCAUUCGGGGCCUCACAGCCGGGUGUGGCCCCCGCGGCCCCCGCGGCUCCCGUGGCCCCCCUGUCCCUGCCUGUAGUGGCCCCUGUUGAGACGGGAGAUGGGUUUGCUGACUUCACUAGCGCUUUCACUGGUGGGAGUGCUCCGGCUGCUAGCCCUGCGACCCAACCAUCAUCAAACCUGGACCUGCUAAGCGACCUGGGCGCCGGGCCGCUGUCAUUCUCGUCCAUGCCUCCGAUGUCCAACACGUCCAACAUGUCAGACCUCUCGGGGAUGGACGCGUUGACGGGACAACUGUCGGCCGUCACGCUGCAGCCGUUGGGUGACGUGCUACAACCCCAGGGCAGCGGUUGUCCGAAGACAACCACACAGGAGCGCUUACUGCGAGCUCUGAGGACCUUCCAGGAAACACUCCACGCUAUUGAACGACUCAAAAAUGACAACGACGUAAGAAACAUCAAGACUUGCUUCCAAAACGUCGACAAGUACCUCCCAGGCCCAGUCACGGUACAAAAACUAACUAAUAUCGACGAAAAAGUACUAAGUAUCGAAGUAACAGAUACGUUCACGCAGUUACUAAGUAUGCUCGUAAAGUACUUGAUGCCGGAAUGGCCGCUAUUAAAAGAAGAAAUCUUGAAUUUGUGUAUAAUUGAAGAAAGUUUCGAGUUAAGUAAAGAAAUUUUGACAUUAAUAUGCGGGUUUUUGAAAAGCGAAACGAAUAGAACCGUUCUGGAGGCGUUAGCGGAUAUCCUAUCGAGAUAUGUAAAAAGCGACAUGAUUUUAACAGCGGCUGCCGAUGUCAGUAGUCGGAAAUUUGAGGAUAAUAACGCACUAUACAGGUACCAAACGGAUUGGGAAUGUUACGUCCAAAUGCUAGUAACACUCCCCGAAAGAGUUGCCAAUAAAUUAGAAAAAAACACCCCUAAAGAAUUCUCCCAUGAAAAUUUCUCAUAUAAUCUCAUUUUUCACAUCAUCCGAAGCAUGGAUUUCAUGUCUGAAGGCUGUUUCCAUGAAGGGAUACGAUACGACAUGUCUUAUUUGUCACAUUUGCUGUCGAAAGUCGUGAUAAACUACAAUAUGAAUGGUAAUUCUGACGCCAUUUCGAAAUUCGUCGACAUCCUUAUAGUUUGGGCGGGAAAUGAAAAUGUGGAACCGUGUAAAUUCGUCAAAAGGAAAUUAAUACAAGCCUUAUUAUUCCAUUUGAAUCGCCAAGCAAUCGAUUGCUUGUCCGUUAUUAUCCUUCAAAAAUGUCCGAUAGACUACAAAUCUAAGGAACAAACCAUUAGCCACAUUCUCGGCGAGAAUUUCGACAAAAGCAAAGAUUGGAGUGAGAAUCUCUCCAUGAAAAUACCUUUUUAUUUCAAACCUAAAGAAUAUAGGGAUACACACAUUAUAGAAAACUUAAUUUAUUACAUUUCCACUUCUAAUAAUUCCGAAAAGACGAUAACAGAUUUGAUUUUACGUCUGGGCAACGUUUGGGCAGAUCUAAGGAUCUACAACACGGCAAACAUAAACCAACAUAUGUUUAUAUCAUUGCUACUCGUGUUAGCUACAAAAUAUCGCGUGAUAUACCACAAACGGAAACAAAACUGGCACUGUGUAGAAAUAAAGGCAAUAUUAUUCAAAGGGAUGUCGAAACACUUAGACCUCAUUUACAAAGACUUACGUUGCAUAGGCAUGGCUACCACAGAGGUGAUGCUUAAACUGCUAACAGAAAUAGACGAAAAAGAUAAAGAAGCCGUGGAAAAACUAAAGUUUGAAUACGAAGAAAUGGGACAAAAUUGCGUUGAAAUAGCUAAUAUGUUGAAGGAAAUGCCUACGAAAUGUCUCAUAGACAAAAAACACAAGAAGCCUAAAGACGCUAAACCGAGAAAUAUUGACCUGAAAGAUAUACUUGAUACUAUAGCUGAGAAAGCCACAGGGGAGCAGAGAUUGAUGGAGAAUACUGUAGUCUCUUGCGCUGUCAAAACGCAACAACAAACUAAAGAAAUUGUCAAAACUAUAAUCGCGGCAAAACUCGACGCUUUGAAAAUAAUAAAUAGCAAUUGUGAAGAUUUAGAUUCGGACGAUGAUCUUCAACCCUAUGACAUGGGCAACGACGUGUGUGUGAACACGAGAAAGCGGCCUCACUACCUAAGAGAUCUUAUUGAAAUUUUGACAGAAGCGAAAGACGCGGAAUCCUUCGCAGCGGCGUUCGCAGUAUCCGAAGAACUAGUCACAAAACAACUCAAAAACGACAAUCCAAAGUUAGCUGUGGAGUUGCUCGAUUUAUUCAUACAUUUGGAGCCUAAAUACCACGUGGAUCACUUCGACACUAUUAAGUUUAACACUUGUGUUGUCAUCGUGUGCAACCAAUCUAAAGUUUGCGCAGAACAUUUGUGUAAAGAAAUCCAUACGGACGUCGGGAGAUAUUCCAUAGCUACUAAGAUGUUCAUGCUGGACGUGUUGUCUGAAUCUGCAAACAGAAUAGCGGAUGUUCGCCCUCAGACUGUUGAACAGAAGACUACACCACAAAUAGUCACUACUGAAGAAGAAAACACAAACUUGGCGGCCGAGGAGGUAAUUCGACGGCGUUUGAUCAACAAAACUCGAUAUAUCCACACCAUACAAACUCACCCAUUCGCUAAAGCUAAACGGAACGAGUUUGCGGCAGUCGCUGAUAGCUUUUUCUACCCUCUAGUCGGAGGUUUUGGCUUCAGACAACUGACUCUCAGCCAGCAUAACAUCAAGCAGGAUUUCGACAAGAUUUUAUUUUACAAGUACCUGCAAGUCGUUGGUAAUAUAAUUUUAGCGUCCAAAAACUGCCCGAAAUGUCCGCAAUACUGCGCGGAAGUUGUCCCAAUGUUGCUCUACAUGAGAUAUACACCAGAUCCGAAGAUACAGUCGUAUGUGAUAGCUCUAGUGGCGACUGUGGUUCUGGUUUUACCGAGCUUGUUGCUAAGGACGGAGUUCUUCGAAGCCAUGGUUGAGUUCAGGUCGUGGCUGACAGAUUUGCUGACAAACGUGGAUUUGACGAUGAGACUCGGAGGGCCGAAGUCAGAAACCGCGAUCUUCGCUGGACAAAUCCUUCAAUUGAUUGAAAAGAACUUAGGGGAAUACAAUUUGGUCUAGAUUUAAGUUAAGGCUUAAGGAACAAAUACUGGGUGCUUUAUCUGUCCUGAAGAAAAGUAGACUGAGGGAUAACGCUCUUUUUUACGUAACUUUUUGUAGAUUUGCCUCAGAUAGUGUCCACAGCAUUACUUGCCCGGAGUAUAAUGUCCUGUCUAUAAUAAUAUUGCAGCGGGCUUAGCACCGUAAGCGCGCGACUCUUUCUCGCCUCGACAUACGUCACCCGCCACUCUCUCACAGUACUGCACAGAAAGAGACAGAUGAUCUCUGUCGCGGCGAGAAAGAGUCGCGUGCUUACGGUGCUAAGCCAUUUUUGUUUUCAUGGCACUCUUCUCCUGCUUAGGGAAUAACUCAAAGAGAAAAAGUGGUGCGGGUUCAAACCCGUGAUAGCCCAGCUCCGAGAACGCGUGACUUGCAUCGUAGUGUCACAGGUUUGAAUCCCGGUUUGGACUCUAAACCACUUUAUUCAACUUUAGAAAGAAGAAGAAAGAAUUUUAUGACUAUGAGUUUGAAUUCAUAUUUUCGUUUUAAUUUUCUUGGGCACAGGCCUACUCCUCGAUUGUUACGGUACAUACGACUCCACCACGCUCCUCCACUGCGAUUUGCUGAAGAAACCUGACUACAGGCAAUUUCGAAAAGUUUGUUAUAAUUGACGCGAUCUAUAAUCGAAUCGAUUUGACCAUAACAGUAGUCGUUUUUUUUAGUUUUGAAACGGAUUAAAGCGCUCAGUUGCUGCUAACUAUGGACGAAAUAUACUAGAGCACUGCGAAGUGUAGCCCGUAAAGAAUUGGGUCGUGUACGGUCACGAGCAUUAAUAUGUAUACACUUUGGUACCAUGUCAUAUUAACUUUUUUGACAAUAAGUCCCACUAAAUGUCAAAUAUGUUAGUACGACAAGAGUCUUAAAGUGGGUACAUUAUAUUGCUCGUGACUGUACUAGGUUCAAGACAAAUUAUGAAAUUCUGAUUUCUAAAUUAAGACGGGUCUAAAACUAACGAAAAGCAUUUUCUUUUUUCUAUUUAACUUAUUUAUGAAUUUUAGUCAAGAAAAACGUAAUAAUAAGGAAUAAAGGAAAGUCUAACAUUUUAUCGCGAUUUUCAAUGACGUCACAGUGUGCUUUUUCAUACAAAUUCCAUAGUAAUUUCGUGUUUUGACGUUUAGUAAAAAGUAACUGAUUUGACCAGUUGGAAACUAGCCUAUCAAAAAUUCAGUAUUCUAAUACUGCUAGGUGUCUCUUUUUCUUCCAGCGAGAUAAAGGUUGUGUUCAUUUAUGAGCUCUAUAGGUCCGCAGCAUAGGCUACUUGACAACCUAGUCAAGCGAGAUACUUUUUUCGAAACGUCGAAAUGAAAGUUUUCUUUGGAGUUUGUAUGGAAAUACUGUCCUAGGACGUCGUCAAUAAAAUCGUUAUUUUUUUUAUUUAUUUAUUUAUUACAAAAGAUAUUAUAAAAUUCUUACAUUACGACACUGAAACCCAUAAUGGGUUUAAGAUGUGUCAAAUUCACGUCAGGCAGUACGGGUAUAAAUUAACACUUAACACAAUAAAUUUAAGGUUGAAAAAGUAAUAUAGGUACAAUACGAAUCUAUGCGCGGGUAGUAACUCGGUAAUCAAUUAACAAAAUAUAGUUGGACGGUCGGACCGGUAUAUUGGUAGUCAAACGUCGUACUAAUUGUUACUUAAUUCAUAAAUAAAAUUCGGAAAUAUGUCGAAAAGUAAAAUGAGAUUGAUUUUUGACUGGCUUCUAUUUCUAGAUUAGCAUUUUAUAAUUCAUCUUUGACGCAGUCAAAUACCCAAUAAUAUUGCUCUUCAAGUAAGCCCAGAUGGCGUUGACAACAAUGAUCGUUGUCAGACUUCGUUACGCCAUCUAACAUUUUUUUUUUUUUGUGAAACUAUUAAGAACUCUUUUUUAACUAUUUCGAAUCACCUAUUAUUGCCAUUUACUUUUAAUACAGAAAUCAGAAUCAUUUAUUCAACGUAAUUAUCAUGGAUAAACUUGUUGAAGGUCAAUGUAACAUUUUUGAAUUUACGUCAUUUCGCAAGGUGUUAUGGCUGAGGAGAAGAAAUGACAAGAAACUGCAACAGCAACACAUCUUUUAAAAACCAAUGAGGAUAUACAUUACAAGUUAUUUAAUAACUAGAGGAACACAUUCAAUACCAGACAUUUUUAUCAUUUAGGUAGUCAUUAAUUUUAUAAUAAGCUUUUUUAAUCUUAAUUAAGCUUUUUUUCUACAACUAGAGACAUCUAGUAUAUUUAAAAAUAACUACCGUGUUACGCUCUAUAGCGAUUGUCAAUCUUCUAGUAUAUAAUUUGUCCAUGCUGAUAACCCAGUGUCAUGUAAGUUAGGUUAUACAGUCAACGGUCCGGAUUCCUGCAGACACCAUCUACGUAAUGAUAUUUUAAAUUAUACCCGUCAUUUUCUUAUCCGCCGAAAAGGAAGGGUACGAAUAAUCGACAGGCAUAUGUGGCACACAAUAACCCGACAGAACUAAGUUCAAAGCACACGUCAAACGGUUUGCAUACCAGCGAGACCGCUAUUUGAUUCGCCCGGGUUAUACACUCAUUCAUUUUAAUAUUAACAUCUCUCAAUCAUCCGUUCCUUUCCUUCUCGUCGGAUAAGAAAAUGACGGGUAUACCCGUACCCGUACUUAAAAUAAAAUUAAGAAAUGUCUGCUAGAAUUAAGACCAGUAAGAAAAACAAUUAUUAUUUCGUAAGCCUAUUUUGAAAAGCCAUUGUAAAUAGUUCCUAAUAUGUAGCAUAAGUCAUGUAAUUCAUUGCUGCUAUAAAUUUUUAGGCAUCUGUCUACUCCUUUAGGUGUUAAACGUGAAGAAAAUGUGUAAAAUGUUUGUGUUAUGUAUUGUGAUUUUCGUCUCAAAGAUAUAAUUUGGAAAUCUAAAUGUUGUGAUAUGUUUUCACUGAUUACACGAUGCACAAAAAUAAUUCUAAAUAUUUUUGUUUAAAAGCUAAAAGCUGUUUUGAAUGGUUGUAAUUCUUUUUUUAAGACUUAAGAAGUAAUCUGCUGUUUUUUUUAAAGUUAGCUAUUAAGACGAUUUGCUGUAAUGUAGAUUUAAGAAUAAAUGCUUAGAACAUCCAAAAAAAAAACGGAUCGCUCUAUGUCAAUGGAUUUUAAGAAUUUUACCUUUUUCUUAUGGAAAUAAAAUACUAAGUGUCAUC
This is a messenger RNA of Pectinophora gossypiella (pink bollworm), 7461 nucleotides long. RefSeq names its product telomere length regulation protein TEL2 homolog (gene lqfR). NCBI's taxonomy places the organism in Eukaryota, Metazoa, Arthropoda, Insecta, Lepidoptera, Gelechiidae. Gene Ontology annotation, biological process: endocytosis. The transcript has 11 exons. The coding region runs from base 121 to 4293 and encodes 1390 amino acids. Gene Ontology annotation, cellular component: clathrin vesicle coat; endosome; plasma membrane. Gene Ontology annotation, molecular function: phospholipid binding; clathrin binding. The record is from RefSeq and is a predicted model, not a curated record.